This is a messenger RNA of Pyrus x bretschneideri (Chinese white pear), 1208 nucleotides long. RefSeq lists its product as uncharacterized. NCBI's taxonomy places the organism in Eukaryota, Viridiplantae, Streptophyta, Magnoliopsida, Rosales, Rosaceae. The record is from RefSeq and is a predicted model, not a curated record. Bases 19 to 660 code for a protein of 213 amino acids. The transcript has 2 exons.
AAGCUCAUUUAAUCAACCAUGAGCAAGCCUCAGCGGCCUCAGCGGCCCAAACCGCCGCCGUCCGGCCGUACGAACCUCGCCUCCUGCAUCGUCGCCACCAUCUUCCUAAUUUUCGUCGUCAUCGUCAUCCUCAUCGUCUACUUCACCGUCUUCAAGCCCAAAGACCCCAAAAUCUCUGUCUCCGCCGUCCAGCUCCCCUCCUUCUCCAUCCAAAACUCCACCGUCAACUUCACCUUCUCCCAAUACGUCUCCGUCCACAACCCCAACCGCGCCGCCUUCAGCCACUACGACAGCACUCUCCAGCUUAUCUACUCCGGCAGCCAAGUCGGGUUCAUGUUCAUACCCGCCGGCAAGAUCGAAGCGGGUCAGACGCAGUUCAUGGCCGCCACCUUCGCCGCCCAGUCGUUCCCGGUCUCCGAUCCGAAUCGGGCUUCCGGGAUGGUCCAGAACCCACUGGGCCCCACUUUCGGAGAUGGGUUGAGCGGGUUGAGCGGCACCGGCGCCGGACCCGUCGGUUCCACGAUGCAGAUUGAGUCGCGUUUGGAGAUGGGGGGUCGGAUUCGGGUCAUGCACUUUCUUACCCACCAUGUGGAGGCAAAAUCUAGGUGUGAAGUGUACAUUGCUGUGAGUGAUGGAUCUGUGUUGGCUUUUCACUGUUAGCUGUUGGUUUUCUUUUUUUUAUUUGGUGAUUGUAAUUCAUAAAGUUGAAGCCUUUAGCUAGAAGUCUUGUUGGCCUUGAGCCUUGAAGAGAAGGGAAGGUGGGAACAGUUGAAGAGGUGGCUUUUUGCUUUUGGCCUUUUGUUUUCUGGAGUUUGAUGAAUGCUGAGGCUUAGAGAUUAAUUAGUGUUUAAUUAAAGGUUCAUAUUACUAUAAUCCUAAUUUUCUAGUGCUGCAGUUGGUUAAGUAAAAAAAAAUAAUUGGCCAAUUACUUGAGGGAUUUAUUAAAGGUGUGAUUUAAGGUAAUGGAUCCCAAUUCCAAGGUCCCAAUCAUCAAGUUUAGGAUCCCAUCUGUGCCUAUGGCCUGGGGCCUAAUUGUGUCGGUAAAAUUAUGUAAAGAAGCGUAAAAUGCGGGUCCUUGUUGAGUUAAUAUACUCACCGGGAUAAGUGAAAAGUGCAUGAAUCUACCGAGGAAAACUUACUUGGAACGAAGUUAUAUGGGAGUAUUUUACUUACCACUAUAAAUUAUAGGAAUGUUCACGGUUGUCUUA